Arabidopsis lyrata subsp. lyrata is the source of this 2162-nucleotide messenger RNA. RefSeq names its product LEAF RUST 10 DISEASE-RESISTANCE LOCUS RECEPTOR-LIKE PROTEIN KINASE-like 2.4. The transcript has 5 exons. Gene Ontology annotation, molecular function: protein kinase activity; ATP binding. Lineage: Eukaryota; Viridiplantae; Streptophyta; Magnoliopsida; Brassicales; Brassicaceae. Gene Ontology annotation, biological process: protein phosphorylation. The coding region runs from base 74 to 2047 and encodes 657 amino acids. The record is from RefSeq and is a predicted model, not a curated record.
GAGAAAACAUAACACAAAGUGUAUUGGUAGUUCGUAUUCACUCUUUGGAACGUUUUUGUUUUUCUUUAAGCCAAUGAAAAAGAGGUUGCCAUUGAUUCUCCUCCUUGCUUCACACUUGUUCGUAUCAGGAGUGUUUUCCACGAGUAUCCUUACCAUAGAGAACAAAUGUAGUAACACAAUUUGGCCAGUCAUCUUUUCAUGGCGGUCACAAGUCUCUACCACCGGCUUCACUCUCAAGACCGGAGAGGCGCGUGCCAUAGAAGCGCCAUCUUCAUGGUACGGUCUUAUCUCAGCUAGGACUCUUUGCUCCAACUCAACAGGAAAUUUCUCAUGCGCCACGGGAGACUGCGAAUCCGGUGAGAUCGAGUGUCCCGGCGCAUACAGUUGGUCUCCUGUGACUUACAUCGUAUUUAGAAUCGAUGAUGGCGGAAUCAACAGCUAUAUCAUCAGCCUCGAGUACGGUUACAACCUUCCACUAACGGUUGUUCCGUCAAGCCCGGCAUGUAGCAGCUCAGGUUGUAUGGUUGACUUGAAUAAGACAUGUCCAAAUGAUCUUAAGAAAUUCUCCAAGGGAGAUUUAGUCGCCUGCAAUAGCGCGUGUCAAGAAUCCAAAUCCCAGGAGAAUUGUUGCACACAUUACUUCAAGUCAAAGCAAACUUGUAAGCCGACACAGUACGUACAGAACUUCGACCGUGCUUGCCCAUUCGCCUAUAGCUACCCCUUCCACGGUAAUAACAGUACCUUCACAUGCACAAAUUCAACUGACUACAUGAUCACGUUUUGCCCCUCCUCCAUUCCCAACACCACCAGAAGCUCGAUGGCUCCAUUACCAGAACCAAAACAUAAUUCUCUACGGAAGUUAAAACCCAUACUUGGAGGCUCAGCAGCUUUAGCUGUGUUGAUCAUUCUUGUUGUGAUUGCGGCAGUAGUGAGAGCAAAGAAUGCGAAAAGAAAGAACGAAUUGAACGACGAGAACAUUGAAGCGGUUGUGAUGUUGAAACGUUAUAGCUUUGAAAAAGUCAAGAAGAUGACAAACUCGUUUGAUCAUGUUAUAGGGAAAGGAGGAUUUGGAACUGUCUAUAAAGGAAAACUACCGGAUGCUAGCGGCCGAGAUAUUGCACUGAAGAUCUUGAAAGAGUCAAAGGGGAAUGGAGAAGAGUUCAUCAAUGAACUAGUUAGCAUGAGUAGAGCUUCUCAUGUUAAUAUCGUUUCUCUGUUUGGAUUUUGCUAUGAAGGGAGCCAGAGAGCUAUUAUCUACGAGUUCAUGCCGAAUGGAUCGCUUGACAAGUUUAUAUCCGAGAAUAUGUCUACGAAGAUAGACUGGAAAACGUUAUACAACAUUGCCGUAGGUGUUGCUCGCGGGUUAGAGUACUUGCACAAUAGUUGUGUAUCCAAGAUUGUGCAUUUCGAUAUAAAGCCACAGAAUAUACUCAUAGACGAAGACUUUUGCCCGAAGAUUUCGGAUUUCGGUCUUGCUAAGUUGUGCAAAAAGAAAGAAAGUAUCAUAUCAAUGUUAGACGCGAGAGGGACAGUAGGCUACAUUGCUCCUGAAAUGUUUUCCAAGAACUAUGGAGGAGUUUCGCAUAAGUCGGAUGUGUAUAGUUAUGGAAUGGUGGUUCUUGAGAUGAUCGGGGCUACGAAAAGAGAAGAAGUUGAAACUUCUACGACCAACAAAAGUUCAAUGUACUUUCCAGAUUGGGUCUAUGAGGAUCUUGACAGGAAAGAAACCAUGAGACUAUUAGAAGAUCAUAGAAUCGAAGAUGAAGAAGAGAAGAUAGUGAAGAAAAUGACAUUAGUAGGUUUGUGGUGUAUACAGACCAAUCCAUUGGAUCGUCCACCAAUGAGAAAAGUUGUUGAAAUGUUAGAGGGAAGUCUAGAAGCUCUACAGGUCCCACCUAAGCCUCUCUUGAAUUUACAUGUAGUAACAGAUUGGGAAACUGCUGAAGAUAGUCAAGGUACUUCUACUCUCUCGACACAAAGCUUGUUAAACAGAAAAACUCUUUCGAAUCGCCACUAUACUCUAAGCGUUUCAAAAGAAGUGGCUUAAGAAAUUGUUGAAAGAGAAACAAGAUUGUUGUCAAAAUGUUCGGAUCUUCUUGUUGAUCCGAACAUAAACAGAUUAUUUUCUUAUGUAGUAAAUUACUGUAUAUAGUUUAGAUGCA